AGCCGCAGGAGAAGGAUGAAUGGAGCAGCUGGACCUUCGCAUAUUGACAGCCGCGAGCGAGUUCUCAAGUUAGGGGGCAGUUUUGAGACACAGCGUCGCGGGCGCCUUCCACACUGUGCUCUAACUGAAAGCAGAAGUAGUCUAAUGGACCAGAUGAGUAGUUGUGAUAGUUCAUCAGAUUCCAAAAGUUCAUCACCUUCAAGCAGUGAGAAUAGUGCCAGUGAUUCAGAAGGUGAAGAAUGCACAUCCUCUCCUUCUGAUCCAGGGAACUAUGUCUGAGAACACCCUAUGCAUGUCUACUUUGCCACAAUGCAGGAUUCCUGAGAGAGUGGCUCAUCAGAAUAAACAUCAUGACAACAAUGGCCUGAUGAAUGCUCUAA
This is a messenger RNA of Cervus elaphus (red deer), 380 nucleotides long. RefSeq names its product ELL-associated factor 2-like. The record is from RefSeq and is a predicted model, not a curated record. The transcript is spliced from 2 exons. NCBI's taxonomy places the organism in Eukaryota, Metazoa, Chordata, Mammalia, Artiodactyla, Cervidae. Bases 16 to 279 code for a protein of 87 amino acids.